GACCCGAGACCAGACCAAAGACCAGACCAGGGACCAGACCACUUCAGAGGACCGGAAACAUGGAUUAAAACCUUCAGGAUCCCACUAACCCACCGCACUACUGCUGACUCAUCUAAACCCUGUGCUCAGGCGCUGGUUUAGUGCUGGUUUAGUGCUGGUUUAGUCCUGGUUUAGUCCUGGUUUAGUCCUGGUUUUGGACUCAGAGGAACCAUGUCCUUCCUUCAUCUCUGGACUGUUUUGGUUGGACUGCUGCUGCUGCUGCGUGUGGACUUCUCAACGCAAAACAAAACUCAAGAGAUCCAUGUGACGUGUCUGGUGGGUGACGGGUGCCUCCUGCCCUGCCGUCUGCCCUCGCCUGCCCCACACAAGCUGCUCUGGUUCAGGCAGGACUCGCUCAUCCUCAGCCUCUCCUCGGACCUGCGGACCGUCCGCGACCCCAACGACCCGCUGGCGGGAAGAGCCGCCCUCGCCGACCCGGCCGUCGCCAAGGGAAACGCCUCCCUGCUGGUGAGAAACAGCGCCCCCAGAGACCGGGGCAGGUACAGGUGCAGCGUGACGACCGACGCCGGGGAAACCAACCAGGACGUCAUCGUCAAAGUGCAAGCUCCGAUCCGCUCCGUGUCGGUGUCGCUCUCUCGUCUGAGCGGUUUCGAGGAGAUCAAAUGCUCCGUCCGAAACGUGUUCCCGUCGCCUCGGGUCACGUGGUCCACGGAGCCGCCCACCUUCCACGACCUGCAGCCUUUGACCCGGAAGCAGCUGGACGGGUCGGGUCUGUACGCCGUGGACAGUCGCCUCAGGACGCUGGGACAGAAGGACCUGAUCUACGUCUGCACCGCCACGUCUCCCUACGGCGGCGACGAGUACAGCGCCUCCUACAGGCACCGAGAUCUCCGUGGUUACGAGGGUAAAGACCUGACCCUGCCGUGCUUCGCUCCAUCGUACCUGAACAGCCAGACGCUCUCCUGGACCUUCUCCAACAGCGACUCGCCCAAACACAUCCUGACCUACAGCGUCCAAUCAGGAGAGGCCGUGUCGUCGCAGGAGUGGGAGGGGCACGUGGAGCUGGACGGGCUGCGCGUUCAGUUCGGGGACGGGUCGGUGCGGCUCAUGGACCCGGAGGUGGAGCCUCACACGGGGACGUACAGCUGCGUGUUCUCCACCCCGAGGAGCAACCACACGGAGACCAUCGAGGUGACCAUCAGCGGCACAGGGAAACGCAGCGCUCCAGAAGAAGCCUCGUACUGGUGGGUGGUGGGGCUGAUCGUCGCCAUCUUGGUGCUGGCUCUGAUCGCCAUGUUCGUCUACCUCAAACUCAGAGGAGGAGCCACAAAGCCCAAGUCUGACCCUGAGGAGGCGACGGAGCUGCACCCGGUCAAAGAGUCGGCUGCAGAGAGCCCUGUGGCCACCGGGGGCACUAACGGACAGUCUGCCUCGGCUCUCACAUGAAGCACCUCCUGAAAACUGUAAACAUGUAAAAUACAAACAAAAACCUGAAGCUUCGCCACAGAGGAUCACACACACACACACACACACACACACACACACACACACACACACACACACACACACACACACACACACACACACACACACACACACACACACACACACACACACACACGCACACACACGCACACACACACACACACACACACACACACACACACACACACACACACACACACACACACACACACACACACACACACACACACACACACACACACACCCGUCUCUCACUGCUGCUCACAAACCCUCACAACGAGACCUGUUUAGAGAAAAGUGCACUUAUUUUUAUUAUUUUAUACAUUCACGUUCCACAAUUUAACGACGUCACGGUAUAAAUACGUCUAAAACUCCAAGAAAAAACACACAAAAGUGAUUUAAAGAGUGCGUUUUGAGGAGCGUGUGAUCAGUGCGAGCGUUCGUGGUCGAGAAAAGCGUUUGUGGAGAAGAAGCGGCUGAAACUUGGUGCCAGUUUUUGUUUCAUGUGAACAGGAUCAAGGAUUACAGAGACGUGUGCGGAUGAAAAAUCAUUUGUUCCGUUAAAUUUUGAAUUUUAAAAACAGCAGAAUUUCUUUUUUCAGAAUUUGAGUUGCUGAAAUUUUAAGUGGACUUUUUCAGUUAUUGUUCAUUUGGAAUAUUUUCGAACACCUGUGUAAAGUUUUGUCGUGUUUCGUGCUCAAAAUGAUGUUUAUGAACUAAAUGAUCGUCAAAAAUAUAUAAAAAAAAUCAGAUACUAAUGAACAGAGGUGGGACCAAAAUCCAUGUUUCAUUUGUUAAUUUGUUUUUCAAAAUAAAACCAAAAAUAAAAUAAAAAAUGAAAAAAAACAAACAAACAAUAUGUCUCCAAAACCAAAAUGAAAAAAUGGAUAAAGAUUUGUUUUUUCAGUUUUCAAUUUUGUGUUUAAAUGAAAAAUGGGAAAAAAACGGAUAACGGACUAAACCAGGACUAAACCAGGACUAAACUGUUUUCAGUCCUGGUCUGGUCCCAGUCUCAGUCCUGGUCUCAGUCCUGGUCCUGUUCCCGGCCUCAGUCCCGGUCUUGGUCCUGGUCUCGGUCCUAGUCUCGGUCCCGGUCCCGGUCUCAGUUCCGGUCUCAGUCCCAGUCUCAGUCCUGGUCCUGUUCCCGGCCUCAGUUCUGGUCCCGGUCUCAGUCCCGGUCUAAGUCCCGGUCUCAGUCCUGGUCCUGUUCCCGGUCUCAGUCCUGGUCUCAGUCCUGGUCUCAGUUCCGGUCUCAGUCCCAGUCUCAGUCCUGGUCCUGUUCCCGGCCUCAGUUCUGGUCCCGGUCUCAGUCCCGGUCUAAGUCCCGGUCUCAGUCCUGGUCCUGUUCCCGGUCUCAGUCCUGGUCUCAGUCCUGGUCUCAGUUCCGGUCUCAGUCCUAGUCUCAGUCCCGGUCUAAGUCCUGGUCCCGUUCCUGGCCUCAGUCCCUGUCUCAGUCCCGGUCUAAGUCCUGGUCCCGUUCCCGGUCUCAGUCCUGGUCUCAGUUCCAGUCUCAGUCUCAGUCUCAGUCCUGGUCCUGUUCCCGGCCUCAGUUCUGGUCCCGGUCUCAGUCCUGGUCUCAGUCUUGGUCCUGGUCUCAGUUCCAGUCUCAGUCCCGGUCAAAGUCCUGGUCCUGGUCUGGUCCCGGACCUGUUUUAGUCCUGUUUUAGUCCUGGUUCAGUCCGUUAUCAGUUUUUUCCAUUUUUCAUUUAAACACAAAAUCAAAAACUGGAAAAACAAAUUAUCUGUUUUUUCAUUUUGGUUUUGGAGACAAAUAAUGAAGAAAACUGUUUUUUUCCCCCUAUUUUCUCAUUUUUGGUUUUAUUUUGAAAAACGAAAGAACAAAUGACACAUGGAUUGACCAAGUCUCUGUUUUUGUAAGCCUCAAGUCACAGACCUCAAGUCCCAAGUCAAAUACAGUCAAGUCCAGUCGAGUCUCAAGUCACUGGCCCAUAAGUCCAAGUCAAGUCCAAGUCAAGUCCAGGUCGUCUUCUUUGAGCUUCAAGUCAUUUCAAGUCUUUAAACCAAAGAACCAAAUACAAUUUAGAUUAUAAAACUUUUAAACUAAAUUGUACUUUAAAAAGUCAUGGCGUAUUUAUAUAAGAAUGUUUAUUUUUUAUUUUAUUUAGUUGUAGAAAAGCAAAUUUUUACUUUUUAAAUGUCUUGACAAGAUCUAAGUUUGAAUCAUGAUGGUCAGAAGAGAAAGAAUUCAGACUGAAAAGAGCUAAAUAACCGUUUUUUGUGGAAGGAUCCUGUUCUGUGUCUGUGUUUCCCAAACGUUUUUUUUUCUUUUUUUCUGGAGACUCAUAUUUUAAAAGUCACAAACCUUCAUGACCCAAGUCCAUAGACAUUACUCGUAAAUCCCAAAAUAAAAAUAGAGUCAACAACCACUGAACAUUAAUGAGGAUGUUUUAUUGUUGACUGAGACAGUGUCUCUGGACACUUAGUAUAUUUACUGUAUUUUCCGGGCUCAGACUCUUAAGCCUCCAACCCCAUUAAAAAAUGACUCCGUCCCACAAUCCAGAUACACGAGUCCACGCGGGUGCAGCCCGCAGUCCCAGCACGACUUCAGUAAACUACAAACACACAAGGAGCAGACAGCGACCGCACAGACAAACACACCCACACACACAUCACUUGGGACUU
This is a messenger RNA of Boleophthalmus pectinirostris (great blue-spotted mudskipper), 4128 nucleotides long. RefSeq lists its product as uncharacterized. Gene Ontology annotation, cellular component: external side of plasma membrane. The transcript is spliced from 7 exons. Gene Ontology annotation, biological process: cell surface receptor signaling pathway; cellular response to lipopolysaccharide; positive regulation of T cell proliferation. NCBI's taxonomy places the organism in Eukaryota, Metazoa, Chordata, Actinopteri, Gobiiformes, Gobiidae. Bases 211 to 1446 code for a protein of 411 amino acids. The record is from RefSeq and is a predicted model, not a curated record.